UGCCUAGGGGUAGGAAGAGGGAAGUGUCACUAAUUUUGUGGGUAAAGAAGAAUGGACCUGGGCCCCUCAUCCCCCAAAUCAGAUCUGUAUCUCAGCAUCCCAACCCACUGAGCAAGAUCCAGAGAGAAGCCUCUAGGGCCAUACUACUUGUGAGCCCAGUUUUCCAUCGUUGCCCGCCUCCCUUGGUCCCUCCCAAUGGGUUCCUCCCGGACUGAGUAAGAGACUCACCUGCUACUGCCUUCAUGCCCAAAGGCAACCCAGAAGGGACAUGGCCAGCAUAUUCUCCUAUCAGAGCUCUGAGAUUGAUUGGUGUGAAAAGAACUUCCAGUACUCGGAGUUGGUGGCUGAAUUCUACAACACGAUCAGCAAUGUGCCCUUCUUCAUCUUUGGACCACUCAUGAUAUAUCUCAUGCAUCCUUAUGCCCAGAAACGCUCCCUCAAGGUACAUCUGGCCUUGGUCCUCUUCAUCUUAAUAGGUCUGUUUUCUUCAUACUUCCACAUGACGCUGAGUUUCUUUGGACAAAUCCUAGAUGAACUGGCCAUCCUCUGGCUGCUGACGACAUGCUAUUGUCUCUGGUUUCCUCGCUGCUAUUUUCCUGCUUUCUUGAAGAAGAACAGGUCCCUCUUCAGUUGCCUGGUCUUGGUCAUCUCGAUCAUCGUCACCUUCCUGGCCUUCAUUAAGCCUGUGGUUAAUGCCUACGUGCUCAACGGCAUUUCACUGCACAUCUGCUAUUUCACGAGACUAGAGUACAAGAAGAACCAUCCCAAGGUGAAUCAUAUGAUCAGAGUUGCACUUAUGCUGUGGGCAAUGGCGAUUUCCACCUGGAUCUGUGACAGGUUAUUCUGUCCCUUCUUUCAAAGGAUCAAUUUCACAUAUUUGCACAGUUUCUGGCACAUCUUGAUCAGCAUGGCAUUUCCAUAUAUAAUAACUAUUUUAAUUCUCCUGGAUGGCCAUUACGAGAUGCAAAAUGUCCCUCUGGAAAUCCAUUACUGGCCUCGAGAUGAAUGGAUUGUGGGGCUGCCCUAUGUGACCUUAAAGGAUGACAAGGCUAACAAUGAAACCAAGAGCUGCUGAUGGCCCCAGGACUUGGAAUAGCAGAUCAUCUCUCCUCAGCAUCUAUCUUUCUCCUCAGUGCCUCUGAUCAUAGAAACACAGGAAUACUUGAAUCUUGGAGCUGGCAUCAACUUCAGAAGGUCUCUAGGCUGCUGUCUACCUGAGCAGGAAUCCUCUCCACUAUUCUCAGAAGUGACCACUCACCUCCACUUGAAGACCUACAAGGAUGAGGAACUCGGCUCUUCUGAGUCAUCUCAUUUCAUUUUGUGAUAGCUCAGAUUGUUGGGAAUUUUUCUUUUCAGUGAAUGGAAAUUUCCUGUUCAGCGAUGAGCCUGCUUUGCUCCUACUUUCUCCACAAGUGGCUAAAGUGAGCCAAGUCUUAAUCAAAUACUUGGGGAUGGUUUUCAUGUCCCUACUAAAUCUUCCCUAAUUGCAA
Monodelphis domestica (gray short-tailed opossum) is the source of this 1490-nucleotide messenger RNA. RefSeq names its product alkaline ceramidase 1 (gene ACER1). Gene Ontology annotation, cellular component: membrane; endoplasmic reticulum. The record is from RefSeq and is a predicted model, not a curated record. Gene Ontology annotation, biological process: ceramide catabolic process; sphingosine biosynthetic process. NCBI's taxonomy places the organism in Eukaryota, Metazoa, Chordata, Mammalia, Didelphimorphia, Didelphidae. Gene Ontology annotation, molecular function: N-acylsphingosine amidohydrolase activity.